GUUGACAUAUUAUACGAUUUGCUAUCCAGCAUGCAGCUCUACACAAGAGCAACGUCUUCUUGUGCCUUUAGGGUGCGAAUUGCACUGAACCUGAAAGGUCUGACAUGCGAUUUUAUUCCUGUUUUGACGAAGGAUCAAUCAGAUGAAGCUUUCAGGAACAUAAAUCCUCAACGACUUGUGCCUGUUCUCGUGAAUGGGAAUGAUAAGAUUGGCCAAUCUUUGGCAAUCAUGGAGUACUUGGAGGACAAGUUUGGUCCUCCAAGUCUACUUCCCAGGGAUCCCGCUGGUCGAGCCCGUGUUCGGGCAAUAAGUCAAUACAUUGUAUCGGACAUACAACCACUGCAGAACACCCGUAUUGAUGCACAGCUGGAACGUUGGGAAGUGGAUGCAAUGGACUGGAAGCAGCACUGGAUCAACCAUGGAUUUGCAGCUCUGGAGGACAUGCUAGGCGCGAGCGCAGGACCCGGGAAGUUCUGUCAUGGAGAUUUCCCAACCAUGGCAGACUGCUGCCUAGUCCCACAGGUGUGGAAUGCGGUCAAUCGCUACAGUGUGGAGCUCUCUGCGUAUCCCAACAUUGAAGCGGUUUACAAGGAGUGUUUGCAGGUUCCGGCAAUAGAUGCAGCCAUGCCCGAAAAGCAGUCUGAUUACAAGCAACCAAAAGAUUGAUACUGGAGCGACAACUGCCCAAGAAGUGCCAGUGUAUGACUGACAGAUGUAAAUGAAGUGCCUCUCUGAGUCUGUAGGUCAACCAAUAACGGUCCUUACUGGUCCUGUACUGGUCCUACGGUAGGUCAUGGUCAAAGCACUGUACUGUAUCUGUCGGGGUCAGCUGUCGACCUUUGAAGACAUGAUGGGUCUGUAAACAAAGCACAUGU
This is a messenger RNA of Coccomyxa subellipsoidea C-169, 875 nucleotides long. Its product is annotated as maleylpyruvate isomerase. Lineage: Eukaryota; Viridiplantae; Chlorophyta; Trebouxiophyceae; Coccomyxaceae. The record is from RefSeq and is a predicted model, not a curated record. Gene Ontology annotation, cellular component: cytoplasm. Gene Ontology annotation, biological process: glutathione metabolic process; L-phenylalanine catabolic process. The coding region runs from base 31 to 666 and encodes 211 amino acids. Gene Ontology annotation, molecular function: glutathione transferase activity; maleylacetoacetate isomerase activity. The transcript is spliced from 4 exons.